GCGUCCAUUAAAAUUGUCAUCUUGGCUGUUUUGCUGACUGUGGUUGCCGCUCAUCGCAAACAUUAUCCCUGGAGGAAGCAUCAUGAAGGCAGGGGACGUAGUGGACACGGUGGAUCCACAGAAGUCAGUAUAUCCGGACCUCUGGUUUCUUUAGAUUUCCUUGCAAAAGGAAUAAAUCAUAAGAAAUGCGGACAGUCCGGAGGGAUUUUAGCCGAACUGUCAAAUCACAAACACGCCGAAAGUUGGGACGAUGGUCUAAACAUAGUUGUUGGAGCUGGGAAAGCGGCUGGACUCAUUCUCGAUGGAUGGCUGCCUGGGUUGGGAUCAGCAUUACAUAAAAUGUGCCUCGGCGCUAUGAGAAUGGAGUUCUGCGUCUCCACGAGCCACUACAAGAAAUUAUUGAAAGGUCGUCAGCUAGGGCUCUGCAAGCGAGACUUCGGGCAGAAGUGGGGCUGCAAGAAGUACACAGGCGACUUCGCGAAUUACGCUGAAGUAAUAAAGUUCUACGAACUCAAUGAGAUAUGGAAGCAGAUCGAAGAUAUCCUGAAGAAGAAUUCUUACUCUCAUUGGAGAUCUGUUCAAGGAGCCCCUAAGGUCAUCAUAUCAACUAUACUCGACCUCGCAGCUAUAUUCAAACAGGACGCUGGAUCUUGGAAACAGGAGGUUAUUGAAACCGUCGUCGAAAAAUUGGCCAUAAUUCUUGGCGCUUUGGGCAAGUCGUAUCAUCCUGAAUUGGGCCCCUAUGUGUCUGAAGGAUUCAUUGACUACUUCAAGAACUUAGAAUCGAAGUACAGCCUUAAGCUUUCAAGUCGCAUCGCGGAUAUCAAGAAAAUCAUCACUCCAAUACAGAAGCAUCGUCUAAACGAAGCAUUAUUCGAGUGUGAAGACUCGGAAUUCAACAAAGAUGAUGAUGAUAGUAAAGAAAGCGAUAGUGAGGUUGGUACUGCCGGGUCCGGUGUAAGUAAGGAGGGCAGUCAAAAUAACACAAAGAAAGAUAAGGACAAUGAAAAGAAAAGUAAGGAGAAUGAUUCUAGUAAAGGAAGUAAUGAUAAUUCUGAAAGCAAAUCUGACGGUUCUAGCCAGUCAGGUAACUCCUCGUUCUCCAAAAGUGGCAAAUCUGACGGAUCUAGUCAAUCUAAAAGCUCCUCAUACUCUAAAACUGAAAAGUCUAAUGGAGAGUCAGAGAGCAAUUCGUAUUCGAAAAGCAAAAGUUCUGACAAAUCUAGCCAUUCAGAAAGCUCCUCAGACUCUGGAAGUAAAGCCUCUGAGAAUUCCAGUAAAUCAUCAUCCUCUGCUACUUCAAAAACUGAAGGUAAUAACAAAUCUAGUACAAAAAGUUCCUCAAAAUCCAAGAGCGAAAGUUCCGAUGAUUCUGACCAGUCGAAAAGCUCUUCAAACGCUGAAAGCCAAAGUUCUACCACUACUGGUGGAAAAUCGAAGUCAUCUAAAAACGGAAAUUCUGACGAAAGUUCUAGCAAAGAAUCUGGCACGAGUCAAACAAAAAGCUCUGCUAAAUCUGAAGCUAAAACUGGCAGUGCCAUUAGCAAAUCAAAAACUGAAGCCUCAUCGCAAACUCAAAGUGAAUCGAAAAACUCUUCUAACACCCAAACCUCUAAAGAUAAAAAGUCAAAUCACAAAGACAGAAACCAACAAACUAGUACUCAAAAGGACAAGAAUUCAAAAACACAAGAAUCGGAAAAAGUAAUUUCAUCCAGUAAGGACAACAGGGGUAAAGCUACUAAAUCCAGUGACAAAGAUGACGACUCUAAGAACAUAGAAGAUAAGAGUAAUAAGAGUAAUAAAAACUCUGGCACUAACGAUAAAAAGUCCGGAAGCGAGAGUUCCGGUUCAAAGCAUGAAGGAUCGAGCCAAACUGGAUCUUCCCACAAAAAGCAUGGUGACAAAAAAGAUCGGAAAGAUGACAACAAUGGCAAAUCGCGUGAUGAUGACAAUGAUUCCUAUAUAUCAGGGAAUAACGGUUCUAAAUCUGGUAAAGACGCUGACGACGAUUCUGAUAAAAAAGAUAAACACUCAGGCAAGGACAACAAGUCAGGAAAUAACAGUUCUAAAACUGGUAAAGACGCUGACGACGAUUCUAAUAAACGAGAUAAACACUCAGGUAAAGGAAACAAGUUAGGAAAUAACAAUUCUAAAUCUGGCAAAGACGAUGACGACGAUUUUGAUAAACGAGAAAAGCACUCGGGUAAAGGAAACAAGUCAGGAAAUAACAGCUCUAAAUCUGGUAAAGACGCUGACGACGAUUCUGAUAAACGAGAUAAGCACUCAGGCAGGGACAACAAGUCAGGAAAUAAUAGUUCUAAAUCUGGUAAGGAGGCUGACAAUGAUUCUGAUAAACGAGAUAAGCACUCAGGCAAGGACAACAAGUCAGGAAAUAACAGUUCUAAAUCUGGUAAGGAGGCUGACAAUGAUUCUGAUAAACGAGAUAAGCACUCAGGCAAGGACAACAAGUCAGGAAAUAACAGUUCUAAAUCUGGCAAGAAGGCUGACAAUGAUUCUGAUAAAAAAGAUAAACACUCAGAUAAAGGCAACAAGUCAGAAAAUACCGGUUCCAAAUCUCGCGAAGAGAGCGACUUUGAUUCCGAUAAGAAAGAUAAGCACUCAGGCAAGGACAACAAGUCAGGAAAUAACAGUUCUAAAUCUGGUAAAGAGGUUGACUUUGAUUCUGAUAAACGAGAUGAACUCUUAGACAAAGGCCAAAAAUCAGGAAAAAACUAUUCCAAAUCUCGUGAUGAAAGCGACAAUGAUAAUUAUAAAACUACAGGCUCUGAUAAAGGUAAUAAUACAGGUAGCACGAAAAAAUCCAAAAAUGAAGAAUCCAGCAAAUCAAGCAGUACUUCCAACUCUUCUAGCUCUUCCAGUAAACAAGGAUCUAAAAGUCAAAGUUCCGCAUCUGCAUCCAGUGAAAGCAAAUCCGAUAAGGUUAACAAUGAUAAAACUGGAGGCAACAAAGAGUCUAAAAAAGGUAAUAAGAAAGGCGCAAGUAAAGGAGAUAAUAAAGGACAUAAAGACUCAGGCGCAGGAAAGAACAAAGGUUCCGAUGAUGAUGUGCGUGAAGGACGGCUCCAAUGUAGAAAGGGUCAAAGCAAGGAUAGAUCUGGCAAGAGAGGACCGAAACAUAAUAAAUCUGGAAGUCAAGAUAAAGACAAUAAAAUAAAACAGGGAUCUAAUGAUUCAGAAUCCAAAACAGGCAAUGGAUCUUCCAAAAAUCAGGGUUCUAAAACGUCAAGUCCAUCAUCCAGUUCUUCCAAUUCUAAGCAAGAAUCAGUAGAAAGUAUCAGUAAAUCACAAAGCUCUUCUAAUUCUAAAGACGGAUCAGUAGAAAGUGAGAGUAAAGCACAAAGCUCUUCCAAUUCUAAAGAUGGAUCAGUAGAAAGUAAGAGUAAAGCACAAAGCUCUUCCAAUUCUAAAGACGGAUCAGUAGAAAGUAAGAGUAAAGCACAAAGCUCUUCCAAUUCUAAAGAUGGAUCAGUAGAAAGUAAGAGUGAAGCACAAAGCUCUUCUAAUUCUAAAGACGGAACAGCAGAAAGUAAGAGUAAAGCACAAAGCUCUUCCAAUUCUAAAGAUGGAUCAGUAGAAAGUAAGAGUAAAGCACAAAGCUCUUCUAAUUCUAAAAAUGGAUCAGUAGAAAGUAAUAGUAAAGCACAAAGCUCUUCCAAUUCUAAAGAUGGAUCAGUAAAAAGUAAGAGUGAAGCACAAAGCUCUUCUAAUUCUAAAGAUGGAUCAGUAGAAAGUAAGAGUAAAGCACAAAGCUCUUCCAAUUCUAAAGAUGGGUCAGUAGAAAGUAAGAGUAAAGCACAAAGCUCUUCUAAUUCUAAAGAUGGAUCAGUAGAACGUAAGAGUAAAGCACAAAGCUCUUCCAAUUCUAAAGAUGGGUCAGUAGAAAGUAAGAGUAAAGCACAAAGCUCUUCCAAUUCUAAAGACGGAUCAGUAGAAAGUAAGAGUGAAGCACAAAGCUCUUCUAAAUCUAAUACUGACGAGUCUAAGGGAUCAUCCAGGUCUGAAAACGAAGUUUCUGGUGGGUCUAAUCCUGACUCCUCCAAUUCUAAUAACCAAGAAUUAAGCGAUGAUAAUUCUCAAAUUGUCGAUAGUGGAUCGAGUUUAUAUAACCAAGGGGCCAAGGUUGGUAGUUCAUCACCCAUUAUCAAUUCUGAUAAGCAAGAUUCUAGUUCAAAUAAACAAAAAGCCGACAAAGAAGUAAAAGUGAAUAAAAACAGACAUGAAAGUGGAAAUGAUGAGGAGAACGACAAAAGGUCUGGUCACCAAAAUGGCGUGAGUAAAUCCGAACAGAUCAGUUCCGGAAGCUCCUCGCAAAGUAAAACCAAAACAAUUUCUGAUGAAAACAAAUACGAAAUGUCAGAAGUGUCUUCAAGUAAAAACUACGGAAAGUCCAUUAGAAAAGAACACUCGUCGUAUUCCGGAGAAUAUGAAUCUAAACACUGGUCAAAGAGUUCUAGGAGCUCUGAUACUAAAAACUUCGACCAGUCUGAAUAUAGCAAUAAUCACGAAGAAAGCUACGAAUUAAGAAAAUCGCAGCGUAGUUCAAGUUUUAAAUCGAACAAACAAAGUUACGAAGAUAGUAAUGGUUGGCAAUCAGAACGUGAAUAUAAAUCCGCUUUUGAACAAUCAUCAUCCAGUCAAACUUCAGAUGGUGAAUAUAGCGAUUCUAGCUAUACACAGGUAGAAUCGUUUGCAGAAAAUGAAGAGACUGAAUAUGACAGCUAAAAUGGCGCGAAACGGAAAAUAUCGGCCUUAGUUUUUAAUGAGCAAUGGAAAAAUGUGACCAAGUAGUUUAACAAAAAGUAUUUAUGAGAACAUUAUGGUGUAUGUAGAUACUUCGUUACAACUACUCUAAAACUAGGACAAUAUGAAUCAAGGAGUGAAAAAGAAAGAAAUCAAUACUGCUUAUCGAAAAUUAUUUUUAUAUUGAUCUAUAAUCUGUGUACAUACCUAAAUACAAUUCUUAGUGAAUAAUAAUCAUUUUGAUAUAUAUUUCGUGUCUAUUGACCCCGUUUUAACGAUAUUCGAACAGUAAUUUAUGUGUAUACUUUUUAUAAACUGCAUUGGAUUGGUCACGAAAAAAAUGGAACAACAUA
Messenger RNA from Manduca sexta (tobacco hornworm), 5114 nucleotides. RefSeq names its product dentin sialophosphoprotein. The record is from RefSeq and is a predicted model, not a curated record. Bases 340 to 4743 code for a protein of 1467 amino acids. The transcript has 15 exons. Lineage: Eukaryota; Metazoa; Arthropoda; Insecta; Lepidoptera; Sphingidae.